AUGUCUCUAUUCUGCCAUAACAAAGGCUGUGGGCAGCACUUUGACCCCAAUGCAAACCUUCCUGAUUCCUGUUGCCAUCACCCUGGGGUCCCAAUCUUCCAUGAUGCACUUAAGGGUUGGUCCUGCUGCCGGAAGCGAACUGCAGAUUUCUCUGAGUUCUUAAACAUCAAGGGCUGUACUGUGGGACCACACUGUGCUGAGAAGCUCCCUGAGCCCCCUCAACCUGAGGGGCCUGCCACAAGCAGUUCACUUCAGGAGCAAAAACCUCUGAAUACGAUUCCAAAGUCAGCAGAGACUUUGCGUCGGGAGAGGCCCAAGUCAGAGUUACCUCCAAAGCUGCUUCCACUAAAUAUAUCCCAAGCCCUGGAAAUGGCAUUGGAACAGAAGGAAUUAGACCAAGAACCUGGAGCAGGACUUGACAGUAGUCUGAUCCGGAGUGGUUCCAGCUGCCAGAAUCCAGGAUGUGAUGCUGUUUACCAAAGCCCUGAGAGUGAUGCUACUCCAUGUACCUACCACCCAGGAGCACCUCGAUUCCAUGAGGGGAUGAAGUCCUGGAGCUGCUGUGGCAUCCAGACCCUGGAUUUUGGGGCAUUCCUGGCACAGCCAGGAUGCAGAGUUGGUAGGCAUGACUGGGGGAAGCAGCUGCCAGCAUCUUGCCGUCAUGAUUGGCACCAGACAGAUUCCUUAGUAGUGGUGACUGUGUAUGGCCAGAUUCCACUUCCUGCGUUCAAUUGGGUGAAGGCCAGUCAAACUGAGCUUCAUGUCCACAUUGUCUUUGAUGGUAACCGUGUGUUCCAAGCACAGAUGAAGCUCUGGGGGGUCAUAAACGUGGAGCAGAGCUCUGUCUCCUUGAUGCCAUCUCGGGUUGAAAUCUCCUUGGUCAAGGCUGACCCAGGAUCCUGGGCCCAGCUGGAGCACCCUGAUGCACUAGCUGAGAAGGCUAAGGCAGGGACUGGGUUAGAGAUGGAUGAGGAAGAAUCUGAGGAUUCAGAUGAUGAUCUGAGCUGGACAGAGGAGGAGGAGGAGGAGGAAGCGAUGGGGGAAUAG
Puma concolor (puma) is the source of this 1047-nucleotide messenger RNA. The record is from RefSeq and is a predicted model, not a curated record. Lineage: Eukaryota; Metazoa; Chordata; Mammalia; Carnivora; Felidae.